CAUCCCUAAAUAACGGCACUCUGCAGAUGCGAAGCAGUGGAUCGCAAAAACGCAAAAUGUGGGCGAAAUAAGUUCGCGAGCGUCUCGAAAGUAACCGGUUACUGAAAAUACAAGAAAGUUUCCACACUCCUUUGCCAUUUUUCCGCGCGGCGCUUGGAAAUUCGUAAAGAUAACGCGGCGGAGUGUUUGGGGAAAAUGGCGCAACCGCCGCCAGAUCAAAACUUUUACCAUCAUCCGCUGCCCCACACGCACACACAUCCGCAUCCGCACUCCCAUCCGCAUCCGCACUCGCAUCCGCACCCACAUCACCAACAUCCGCAGCUUCAGUUGCCGCCACAAUUCCGAAAUCCCUUCGAUUUGUGUACCCCUUGAUUCUUUGAAGCUUUUCGAUGAGCGAACGGGAGCGAUAAACUACAACUACAUACGUCCGUAUCUGCCCAACCAGAUGCCCAAGCCAGAUGUCUUUCCCUCAGAGGAGCUGCCCGACUCUCUGGUGAUGCGGCGACCACGUCGCACCCGCACCACUUUUACCAGCUCUCAAAUAGCAGAGCUGGAGCAGCACUUUCUGCAGGGACGAUACCUCACAGCCCCCCGACUUGCGGAUCUGUCAGCGAAACUAGCCCUGGGCACAGCCCAGGUGAAGAUAUGGUUUAAGAACCGUCGGCGUCGUCACAAGAUCCAAUCGGAUCAGCACAAGGACCAGUCCUACGAGGGGAUGCCUCUCUCGCCGGGUAUGAAACAGAGCGAUGGCGAUCCCCCCAGCUUGCAGACUCUUAGCUUGGGUGGAGGAGCCACGCCCAACGCUUUGACUCCGUCACCCACGCCCUCAACGCCCACUGCACACAUGACGGAGCACUACAGCGAGUCAUUCAACGCCUACUACAACUACAAUGGAGGCCACAAUCACGCCCAGGCCAAUCGUCACAUGCACAUGCAGUAUCCUUCCGGAGGGGGGCCAGGACCUGGGUCGACCAAUGUCAAUGGCGGCCAGUUCUUCCAGCAGCAGCAGGUCCAUAAUCACCAGCAGCAACUGCACCACCAGGGCAACCACGUGCCGCACCAGAUGCAGCAGCAGCAACAGCAGGCUCAGCAGCAGCAAUACCAUCACUUUGACUUCCAGCAAAAGCAAGCCAGCGCCUGUCGCGUCCUGGUCAAGGACGAACCGGAGGCCGACUACAACUUCAACAGCUCGUACUACAUGCGAUCGGGAAUGUCUGGCGCCACUGCAUCGGCAUCCGCUGUGGCCCGAGGCGCUGCCUCGCCGGGCUCCGAGGUCUACGAGCCAUUAACACCCAAGAAUGACGAAAGUCCGAGUCUGUGUGGCAUCGGCAUCGGCGGACCUUGCGCCAUCGCCGUUGGCGAGACGGAGGCGGCCGACGACAUGGACGACGGAACGAGCAAGAAGACGACGCUACAGAUCUUGGAGCCUUUGAAGGGUCUGGACAAGAGCUGCGACGAUGGCAGUAGCGACGACAUGAGCACCGGAAUAAGAGCCUUAGCAGGAACCGGAAAUCGUGGAGCGGCAUUUGCCAAAUUUGGCAAGCCUUCGCCCCCACAAGGCCCUCAGCCGCCCCUCGGAAUGGGGGGCGUGGCCAUGGGCGAAUCGAACCAAUAUCAAUGCACGAUGGAUACGAUAAUGCAAGCGUAUAAUCCCCAUCGGAACGCCGCGGGCAACUCGCAGUUUGCCUACUGCUUCAAUUAGCCUGGAUGAGAGGCGUGUUAGAGAGUUUCAUUAGCUUUAGGUUAACCACUGUUGUUCCUGAUUGUACAAAUACCAAGUGAUUGUAGAUAUCUACGCGUAGAAAGUUAGGUCUAGUCCUAAGAUCCGUGUAAAUGGUUCCCAGGGAAGUUUUAUGUACUAGCCUAGUCAGCAGGCCGCACGGAUUCCAGUGCAUAUCUUAGUGAUACUCCAGUUAACUCUAUACUUUCCCUGCAAUACGCUAUUCGCCUUAGAUGUAUCUGGGUGGCUGCUCCACUAAAGCCCGGGAAUAUGCAACCAGUUACAUUUGAGGCCAUUUGGGCUUAAGCGUAUUCCAUGGAAAGUUAUCGUCCCACAUUUCGGAAAUUAUAUUCCGAGCCAGCAAGAAAAUCUUCUCUGUUACAAUUUGACAUAGCUAAAAACUGUACUAAUCAAAAUGAAAAAUGUUUCUCUUGGGCGUAAUCUCAUACAAUGAUUACCCUUAAAGAUCGAACAUUUAAACAAUAAUAUUUGAUAUGAUAUUUUCAAUUUCUAUGCUAUGCCAAAGUGUCUGACAUAAUCAAACAUUUGCGCAUUCUUUGACCAAGAAUAGUCAGCAAAUUGUAUUUUCAAUCAAUGCAGACCAUUUGUUUCAGAUUCGGAGAUUUUUUGCUGCCAAACGGAAUAACUAUCAUAGCUCACAUUCUAUUUACAUCACUAAGAAGAGCAUUGCAAUCUGUUAGGCCUCAAGUUUAAUUUUAAAAUGCUGCACCUUUGAUGUUGUCUCUUUAAGCUUUGUAUUUUUAAUUACGAAAAUAUAUAAGAACUACUCUACUCGGGUAAAUUGUGACUAACUAC
This is a messenger RNA of Drosophila melanogaster (fruit fly), 2536 nucleotides long. It is a transcript of the gene bcd, whose product is annotated as bicoid. NCBI's taxonomy places the organism in Eukaryota, Metazoa, Arthropoda, Insecta, Diptera, Drosophilidae. The transcript is spliced from 4 exons. Gene Ontology annotation, molecular function: sequence-specific DNA binding; DNA-binding transcription factor activity; DNA-binding transcription factor activity, RNA polymerase II-specific. The coding region runs from base 446 to 1702 and encodes 418 amino acids. Gene Ontology annotation, cellular component: nucleus. Gene Ontology annotation, biological process: positive regulation of transcription by RNA polymerase II; regulation of DNA-templated transcription. The record is from RefSeq and is marked reviewed.